CUAAAUCGUCACGAGCCCCCACCAAUCUUUAACCCCAAAACAUUUGCACAGUAAACAUGAGGAGGAGGCGUGGUGUUGCAAAUGAGUACUGAACUCAUGCAGAAUGGGACAAGCUAAUAUGGAUCAGCCCGCCCUUGGCGUGAUGCUAUAUAAAGCCUACCCUGUGUCGAGGGAAGAUAAAAUGGACCCUCUGAUAGCAGAGCACAGUGUAGCGGUGUUGGACAAACUGCGUCAGCACAGACAAAAUGGACUCUUCACAGAUGUCACACUCACCGUGGGGAAAACUGUCUUCCCGGCACACAGGAACGUCCUGUCUGCAUCCUGCCCGUACUUCGAGGCGCUGUUCUCGUCCCAGAUGUCGGAGAGUCGGUCUGACAACAUCCCCAUAACCUUCACCAGUCCACAGGCCAUGGAGGCCAUCCUGGACUAUCUGUACAUAGGUAGAAUCGAGGUCGCGCCUGACAAUGUUGAGGAGGUGUUGAUGGCCGCCGACCAGCUCCUGCUAACUAACCUGAAAAACAUCUGCUCGGAGUUCCUGCAGCAGAACCUGACCAUCAAAGACUGCCUGUACAUCAAGGUGCUGGCAGAUCUGUACGGUCUGGAGGAACUCUUCCAGAGGGCCAGCAAGUUUAUACAGGACUAUUUUGACGCAGUGAUCUGUAAUGACGACAUGAUGUUAGCCUCUUUCGAAACCAUUCUGGAGCUAAUCUCAGACGACAAGGCGCGGGUCCUUAAGGAGGAGUCUGUGUUCGAGACUAUCGUCAGAUGGACGGAGUACGACCUGACCAACAGGAAAGAGUACUUUCCCAAACUGAUGGGCCAGGUCCGACUGGUUCAGCUGGAUGAGAAGUACCUGCUGGAGACGGUACAGAACCACCCCCUGGUGAAGGACUGUAAGGAGUGUAAGGAGUAUCUGUACGAACUCAUGAGGUCUUACGUCAUGUCAGAGAUCGACCCCAAAACAGAGAUGUCCGGCAGUGUCCGCCUGAAACCUCGCCAAGGUCGCCUGACCAAGGUCGUAUUGACGGUGGGAGGGGAGUCAGCGGAAGGUUCUAUGAAGACAGUGAACGGGUUUGUUAUUGAUGAGAACCGCUGGGUGGCGCUGCCGGACCUGCCGAUGCCUGUGUUCGGCCACGCCAUCGCCCUGCUGGACGGGUGUGCGUACGUCGUCGGCGGGACCUGUGCACGAUCUGUCUACAAAUACGACCCACUGAACAACUGCUGGUCCUCCGUAGCUGAGAUGAACAUCCCUCGCCUACUGCUGUCCGUAGCGGUCUGCGACAGACAGCUGUAUGCAAUAGGUGGUUGUAUCUCCUCGGAGAUGUUUCUGGACUCCGUGGAGGUGUAUGACCCGCAGGAGGAUGAUUGGCAGCUGAUCGCCAGCAUGCAGACCCCCCGCUGUCUCACACAGUGUGUGGCCAGGGACGAGAGGCACAUCUACACUGUCAGUGGAUGGAGGGGCGGGACCAACAUCAGUAAUGCCUUAGAGAGAUAUGACCUGAGAGAUGACACCUGGUCACUGCUGCCUCCAUAUGAGGAACCAUUUCCCAUCAUUCCCCACAUCAUGUUGCUAGGCAACAGCAUCCACAUGACCUUCCUGGGUCAGAAGGUACUUCAUUUCAACACAGAGGACAACACGUGGAAAGUGUCAAAAGAGCUUGUCCCUGCCAUACCACGUGAACCCGGUAGGAGGUACCCUGCUGCAUGUAUGGACAGCGGGGACCUGUUUGUGUGCGGAGGGAGAACACGUGAUAAGUUACUGGAUACGGGAUUCCUGUAUGUUGGCGCCGUGAAGGAAUGGUACUCCAUCGCAAAAAUGGAUAAACCAACCACAGGCGCAGUGUGUACAGUCACCCCCGUCCCGUACGAGUUUGUGAAGGCGUCAGACACACCCAAACCUACAGAGAAGGCUUCUCAGACAGACACAGCACAGGGAAAAGGAGAAGAGAGGGAAGAAGAGACACCAGAGGGGGCUGGAGAACAUGAGGAAGAGGCGGGGGCCGUGGGAGGGGGGCCUCAACAAUGAACUGUGCUGUGUAUUUUCUACUAUCAACAUACCGUUACAUAGACUAUUUAUGGAGAAUUCAAACUGUUCACCAACAAAGACAGAAUUGGCCAUUGACUCUAUGAAAUUUUUGGUUGAAGUCCUCAGUGCUCUUCAGCUAUCUUAUCAGUGAAUAUGAAUAAAUACAAGUAUGAGGGUUAAAGGUUUUUCUGAGUUGAUAUCGCUUCUGUCCCAAGUGUCAAAAAUUCUGGUGAGUCUAGUUUUUUGCAUUACUGUUAAGUCUGCAUAUUGUAAUUUACCAACUUAGAUGAACCUUCAUGCUAAAAUACAGAGAUUAAUCCAAGCUCCUUGAGAUGGACAAGCUUUCAUGACAAUGAAUAUUUCAUCAAUGUUAAGAUUUAGUUAUGUUUUUAUCUUGCUGACUACUUAAUAAUGUGUAUAUAGCUUUACAUUAAUCUCUCUCUCUAUAUAUAUCUAUAUAUAUAAGAUGUAAACAAAUGAAUAAUAUUUAUAUAACAUGGAGUUGAAAACGAGAUGAAGACGUGCAGGUGAGAAGUUAGGUACAUGUAUAUGAUACGAAGCAGUCAUACUAUGGGACAAGAAAUGAUGCUGUGUUUGCAAAUAUUUGAUGGUGAGGACUUUGCUAUGUGCUGCUUGUAAGUUGACUGAAAGUACAGAUGUGUUAAGCCAAAUGGAAAGAUUGGGAUUGAAAGAGAAGUCUACAAUCAUCUUUAUGAUACUACAUGGUGAGAUCCUUCUGGUAGGAUUACCAAAAAUGUCUUUAUUCUGAUAGAUUUCUUGUACAAAUUAUUCUUCAUUAGAAUAACAAUAAAAGGUCUGUAUUCCUUGGUCAUUUAUCAGUAGUCUAUGGUGUUGAAUUCAGAGACUUUGUGGUAUGUAAGUAUUCCUUUAACCAAUGGUAGAACAGUAAUUAGCAGUUCGGCCAAUAAUAAUGUCAGACCGGCUGCUUGUCCAACAUAUAUAAGCAUUUUAAUGUUCUAUUUUGCAUUUCUACAGUGUGACUAAGGGGGGGCAGGGCUAUGGCAUGCCAUCGGUCUACACUUCACAUCCAGACAUUAGUAUAUAUGAGUACACUUGCAAUAUAUACAAUUCUUGUUAAAAGUAACACUUUAGAUUCCUGUCAAUUAAUUAUUUUUGGCACAACUGACAGGAUGUUUGUGUCAAUACAACUUUAAAAAGUCAGUAAGAUUUUUUUUGGCACAAUUGAAAGACUGUUCCUCAUGAUUUUGUCAACCUUAACCCUGAGGAUAAUCCUGUAAUGCAAAAAUAUGACUUAUUUACUAUCCUGAGCAAGAACUUGGACAAAGAAUUCACAAGAAUAAUAAAAAUUGUAUGUUUCUGGC
This is a messenger RNA of Branchiostoma floridae (Florida lancelet), 3369 nucleotides long. RefSeq names its product kelch-like protein 3. Lineage: Eukaryota; Metazoa; Chordata; Leptocardii; Amphioxiformes; Branchiostomatidae. Gene Ontology annotation, molecular function: protein binding. Bases 104 to 2026 code for a protein of 640 amino acids. The record is from RefSeq and is a predicted model, not a curated record. The transcript is spliced from 12 exons.